AUGGCGACAGCAAUGCCUAUCGAAGAUGAUUUCGAAGAUGAUUUCGAUCUUGAUGAUGAUUUCGAUGAUUCCAGUGAUACAUUGGACUAUGCCCAUCAAAAUUUAACUGAAAUUGAUUUUAAUCAAUUAUCAUCAACGAUUGAAAAUCUAAAUCGUAUAAAAAAUUUUCAAUUAAAUUCUAAUAAACUUUUAACUAUACCGAAUGAAAUUGGAAAUUUUCAAUCAUUAAUUACACUUGAAUUAUCAAAUAAUCAAUUAAUUGAAUUACCACAUGAAAUUGGAUCUUUAAAAAAUUUAAAAAAUUUAUAUUUAAAAAAUAAUUCUCUUAAUGAUUUAUCAUUUCCAAAGGGAAUGCAACUAUUAAAACAAUUAGAAGUUAUUAAUUUAGGUGGAAAUCGUUUUAAACAAUUUCCUUAUCAAUUAUUUCAAAUGGUUAAUUUAAAAGAAAUUUAUUUGGGCUCAAAUCAAAUAUACAGUUUACCUGAUUUAUUUCAAACAUUGACUAAAGUUGAAGUACUUUAUUUAGGUGGAAAUCGAAUUGGAAAUAUACCUGAUUCAAUUGGAUGUAUGCAUUCAUUAGUUGUUUUGAAUUUAUGUGACAAUCGUUUAAGAACACUACCACGUUCAAUUUCUCGCUUAACUCGUCUAAAAUCACUUUCAUUACAUAAUAAUCAAUUUUGUGCUUUACCACCUGAUAUAAUACGUCUUGAUUUACAAGAAUUAAGUUUAAGAAAUAAUCCACUUGUUGUACGUUUUGUUCGUGAUUUAACAUAUGAUGUUCCAUCAUUAAAAGAAUUAGCUGGUAGAACAAUAAAACUUCGUAAAAUAAAUUAUGAUGAUAAAUCAAUACCAAAAUCUCUUAUUGAAUAUUUAAAUUCAGCUAAAUCAUGUUUAAAUCCGAAAUGCAGAGGUGUUUAUUUUGAAAGUUGUCAUAAAAAUAUUAAAUUUGUUGAUUUUUGUGGUAAGUUUUACUUACCAUUACUUCAAUUUCUUUGUUCACCAGCAUGUACACCAACAUCAACAAGUCAAAUGACAACAACAAAUUCAGAAGAAAUGAGUAGUAAAUUUAGAAAGGUGCUGCUUGGUUAA
Messenger RNA from Rotaria sordida, 1089 nucleotides. The record is from the annotation of a GenBank genome assembly. NCBI's taxonomy places the organism in Eukaryota, Metazoa, Rotifera, Eurotatoria, Philodinida, Philodinidae.